Molecule: messenger RNA, 2271 nt
Organism: Necator americanus (New World hookworm)
Lineage: Eukaryota; Metazoa; Nematoda; Chromadorea; Rhabditida; Ancylostomatidae
Exons: 16
Coding region: 1-2271 (756 amino acids)
Source: RefSeq, a predicted model, not a curated record
AUGCGAGUGCUGGCCGACGACGAAAGCCUUGGAAAGAGUUUUGUACGCUAUGGAGAUGCGGAUGUUAAGGUGGACGAUAGGUGUAACGCUAAAAGAGAAAGUAUCCAACGACACUUUAGUGCUGUUGCCCAAGAUAGUGCGAAUUUACUCACAUACUUUGGAAGAGCAAUAAUUCUGGAUGAAUUAACUCGGACAAGGAAUUCCCAGCUCCAGCAAUACCCAAACGACUGUGACACCUACGAGAUGUACUCAGUGGCAUAUUACGAAGAAGGAGAUUCGUAUGACACCUAUGACAGAAAUAUGCGGAACAGUCAUAUUGAAGUCUGUGCUGACAGCUUCAGCGCUGUUCCUCACAAAGGAAAGCACAUUGCUCUGAUCGAAAUAACAAACGACGAAACAACCAACCAACACCACAACGAAGUUGAGCAGCUUGAGAGUGUUGCACACAGAAUUCGCGCAGAUCUGACGCAUCGGCCAAGUUCCGGCCAAAAGAAUAUCCGAAUGGCUCCCAGUUGCAAUCCACGGUCCGUGAUACCACCACCACCUCCAGCUCCUAGUGGGGAGAUAACUGCCCAUCAGAGAAAGAAAAACGAGCUUAUCACCAAGUCCAAAGAUACAGAGAGGUCAAGUGGAAGGGAACGUGGUGGAGACUCCGAGCCUCGUGAGAAAGUGCAUGAGGAGAAAGCAUUGGGUGAAGAGUCAUCCGGUACCAGACACCGCUCAUCGCCUUCUUCUGAUAAGUCGGAAAGGAUUAUGGUGGUUAACAUGAGAAAAUCACUUCAAAAUGUGUCUGAACAUAUUGAAAAUGGUCGUGAACCUAAGCGCAUGACGGGCCCAAGAGGCAAGCCAUCGACGAAUCCGUUUGGAAGUGGGAUCCAGCAGAGAACGCAGCUUGAUAUCACUCCCCAUCAAAUUAAUAGUGUACAGCAAGUAGUGCGUAGAAUGAACAGCGGUGAUUGGCCGAUAAAAAUCGAUGACGAGGGAGUCAGGACCGACCCCAACCCCAAGCCCUGCAAAGCAGAUCGAAUGCAAGGGAGUCACCGCACUCAACCAGAAACAGCGCAUAACUGGGAAACUCUACCAAGAAAUAAGGCAGCAAAGGAAAUUGAACGAGCAAACAGCGCAGAACGGGUGCAUUUCGAGUCUCACAACAAAGGGAAGAAUUCGGGAAUGUCCUUGGAGAACAAAGAAAGGCAUUUGCAGAGAUUUAAAGACGAAAAGGACUAUCGUUCUGACAGUAGCGAACCUUGCGAACACACUACUGUAUCUACUGAUUCUGCCUUUGCCUCGGAGGAUUGCAGUUCGGCCCAACAGUUGGGAUUUUCACGGACCGCGCCCACAUACAUUCCUGCAAACGUAAAACAUAUGGAUACCGAGGCACGAUUGCUCCUGCUUUAUUUCAAGGGACACCGAGUGCUAUUGAACUAUCUCGGAAUUGGGUUAACGGAGAGCCUCUGGCAUCGCAUUUCUACUCUUCCUCUUUGUGAAGUGCAAAUCAGCAUUAUCGAGAGCGCAAGACCGCCCGUCAAAGUUACGAACGCUGAGCCGAAAAAUUCUGGAACCCCAAUACAAGGUCAUCGACGUUCAGCUCCCAGCAAGAAGGCUCGAAGAGGAGAUCGUCACGUUCCCGCACAGAGUCCCCGUCUUGUAGCACUGGAACGACAGCUCCGUACUGAUGUCUUGGAUAACGACUGGGGAGAUCGGCACCAAAGGUGUUCCAGUGACUGUGAGGUGGAAAGAAGAGAAAGUAAAAAAGUGGACUCCAGGUGGAGCGUUUUCAUGAAAGGUGGACGCUUCGUCAAAAAAUCUGCAGCAGCCUUGAUCGCUAAGAAACAGGGUUACGCACCCCAAAAUGGGCUCGAAGAAGCAAACUCAUCGGAAAUAGUUGAUCCUCGCAUAGCAAAUGAGAUCCGUGCACUUCGCGAGAGAGAAGAAGAACUACGUAAAAGCAGGACUGAGCUCGGUCUACCGACACUCGAUGAUAUAAUGUGCAAGUUCGACGAGGGAAGUUUUGCGUCACAUGGUGGGCUCCGCAGUGCACAUUCUUGCGAUCAUCUGCAUCAGCUGACGAACGGAAUGAUUUGCUCCUCUCAACCACAGGUGAAUCGCUCUGUUCGUUUUUCUACCAACCACAACAAUCAAGGAGAAAGCGACAAGAAGAACACAAAAACACAGCAAAAUUGGUAUUUCAACACAACGGAGGACGGAGGACAACAUCAGCGUGAGCGUAGCGAAAGAUAUGCUCCGCAUUCAAACCAGAUGGACCUUUAA